CCAGCGGCAGUCUCAGCGGACGUCUCCUUCGGACGUGAUAUCCACCUGACGCGAUCGCACGCACGGAGUCAUGAGGAGAGAGACGCUGUUGGUCCUGCUUACCGUCGCCCUCGCGGCAACGGUGGCGGCCGAAGACUCGCAGGCGGCCAAGGAAGACGAGAGGACCAAGCAGGCGGAGGAGGAGAUCAGCAAGACGCAGAAGAAGCGCGGCCUGCUCGGGCUCGGCUACGGCGGCGGCUACGGCUUCGGGCUGGGCAUCGGCUACCUGGGCGGCGGCCACGGCCUCUACGGGGGCGGUGAGCUGCUGGGAGGCGGCUACGGAGGCGGCCUCGGCGGCGGAUACGGGGGCGGCUUCGGUGGCGGCUUCGGAGGCGGCUACGGAGGCGGCAUCGGCGGCGGCUUCGGGGGCGGCUACGGCGGCGAUGUGAAGACGGUGACGGUGACGCAGAAGGUGGGCGUGCCGGUGCCGCAGCCGUACCCCGUGCACGUGCCCGUGGACCGGCCCGUGCCCUACCCCGUGGCCAAGCCGUACCCCGUCGAGGUGAAGAUCCCCGUCGACAGGCCGUACCCCGUGCCCGUGGAGAAGCCCGUCCCCUACCCCGUGGAGAAGCCCGUCGCCUACCCGGUCAAGGUUCCCGUCGACAGGCCCUACCCCGUGCACGUGCCCGUCGACAAGCCCGUGCCCUACCCCGUCGAGGUCAAGGUGCCCGUGCCCCAGCCCUACCCCGUCCACGUGCCCAAGCCCUACCCCGUCGUCGUCGAGAAGAAGGUGCCCGUCCCCGAGCCCUACCCGGUGGAAGUGAAGGUCCCCGUCCCGCAGCCCUACCCCGUCCACGUCAAGGUGCCCGUCGAAGUGCCCGUCGACCGCCCCUACCCCGUCCACGUCAAGGUGCCCGUCGACAGGCCCUACCCGGUCCACGUCCCGCAGCCCUACCCGGUCGAGAAACCUUACCCCGUCCCCUACCCGGUCGAGAAGCCCUACCCGGUCCCGGUCAAAGUCCCGGUCGACCGUCCUUACCCGGUGGCCGUCCCCAAGCCCUACCCCGUGCCCGUAGAGAAACCCGUCCCCUACCCCGUGGAGAAGCCCGUGCCCUACCCGGUGGAGAGGCCCGUCGCCUACCCGGUCAAGGUUCCCGUCGACAGGCCCUACCCCGUGCCCGUGCCGAAGCCCGUGCCCUUCCCGGUGGAGAAGCCCUACCCGGUCCCGGUGGAGAGGCCCGUUCCUGUGCCCGUCAAGGUGCCCGUGGAGAGGCCCUACCCGGUCCCGGUGAAGGUCCCGGUGGCCGUCCCGGUCAAGUCGCACUACGACGGAGGCUACGGAGGCGGAUACGGCGGAGGUGAGAGCAUCGUCUUCGGCGGCGGAUACGGAGGCGGAUACGGAGGUGGCUACGGAGGCGGUCUGGGAGGCUACGGCGGUGGCUACGACGGCGGCUACCACCACAAGUAAGUCCCGAGGCACCGUCAGGGAACCUCUCCGCAUCGCCAGUAUCGCCGACCACAUACCUCACCACCAUUACGAAGACACCACCUCGAGCAUCGUCGCCAGUCGUCCGGACGGCGCCCCCACGUCCCUGAUAACACCACGUGAGGCCCGUGCAGACGUCUUGCUGAUCAUCAUUCCUCGCCAUUGUUCCUGCUCCUUGAGUCGCCUCACACAUCUAACUGUCACGCACCCCAUGUCUCUAAACUCUCAUCUGCAUGUACCUGUACCAGUGGCUAUGACCUCACUCCUGGUGGAAUAUUCCUCCAUCUGUCACUCUCUCUGUCCAGAUCUGCUACCCUACCCGCAGAGCUACUCGGAAGACAUUUAAAAAAAAUAAUCUAGUCCGCUAACGAGAUCUUCCGAUGAAGAUGCUCAGCAGUUGGCACCGAUAACCACUUACAUA
Schistocerca americana (American grasshopper) is the source of this 1886-nucleotide messenger RNA. RefSeq names its product repetitive proline-rich cell wall protein 2-like. Lineage: Eukaryota; Metazoa; Arthropoda; Insecta; Orthoptera; Acrididae. Bases 71 to 1447 code for a protein of 458 amino acids. The transcript has 2 exons. The record is from RefSeq and is a predicted model, not a curated record.